This is a messenger RNA of Neogale vison (American mink), 2428 nucleotides long. It is a transcript of the gene SLC17A6, whose product is annotated as solute carrier family 17 member 6. The transcript is spliced from 12 exons. Gene Ontology annotation, biological process: monoatomic anion transport; regulation of synapse structure or activity; neurotransmitter loading into synaptic vesicle. NCBI's taxonomy places the organism in Eukaryota, Metazoa, Chordata, Mammalia, Carnivora, Mustelidae. The coding region runs from base 198 to 1946 and encodes 582 amino acids. Gene Ontology annotation, molecular function: neurotransmitter transmembrane transporter activity; L-glutamate transmembrane transporter activity. Gene Ontology annotation, cellular component: synaptic vesicle membrane; excitatory synapse. The record is from RefSeq and is a predicted model, not a curated record.
CAGCUAUUCUGUUGUAUUCUCUUUCUCACUCCCUCCCCUCUCUCACUCACACUCUUGCUGGAGGCACACCAAUACCGUUCUGCUGAGAAGAAAAAGCCCACAACUACCGUAAGCGGUUAAGACAAUAUGCGCAACCCUCGCCUUUCAUAGCCACCACUAUUUAAAUCUGGCAAGAGCCAACACCAGUCUUUGCAAGAAUGGAGUCGGUAAAACAAAGGAUUCUGACCCCAGGAAAAGAGGGGCUAAAGAAUUUUGCUGGAAAAUCCCUUGGCCAGAUCUACAGGGUACUGGAGAAGAAGCAAGACACCGGGGAGACCAUCGAGCUGACGGAGGAUGGGAAGCCCCUGGAGGUGCCAGAGAAGAAGGCUCCACUCUGCGACUGCACCUGCUUCGGCCUGCCGCGUCGCUACAUCAUCGCCAUCAUGAGCGGCCUGGGCUUCUGCAUCUCCUUCGGCAUCCGCUGCAACCUGGGCGUGGCCAUCGUGGACAUGGUCAACAACAGCACCAUCCACCGCGGGGGCAAGGUCAUCAAGGAGAAAGCCAAAUUCAACUGGGACCCAGAAACCGUGGGGAUGAUCCACGGUUCUUUCUUUUGGGGCUACAUCAUCACCCAGAUUCCGGGCGGCUACAUCGCGUCUCGGCUGGCCGCGAACAGGGUUUUUGGAGCUGCCAUACUUCUUACCUCUACUCUGAAUAUGCUAAUCCCAUCAGCAGCCAGAGUGCAUUAUGGGUGUGUCAUCUUUGUCCGGAUAUUGCAGGGGCUUGUUGAGGGUGUCACCUACCCAGCAUGUCACGGGAUAUGGAGUAAAUGGGCUCCUCCUCUAGAGAGGAGUAGAUUGGCAACCACUUCCUUUUGCGGUUCAUAUGCUGGAGCUGUAAUUGCAAUGCCUUUAGCUGGUAUUCUUGUGCAGUAUACUGGUUGGUCUUCAGUAUUCUAUGUCUAUGGAAGCUUUGGAAUGGUCUGGUACAUGUUUUGGCUUUUGGUGUCUUAUGAGAGUCCUGCAAAGCAUCCUACUAUUACAGAUGAAGAACGUAGGUACAUUGAAGAAAGCAUUGGAGAGAGUGCAAAUCUUUUAGGUGCAAUGGAAAAAUUCAAGACCCCAUGGAGGAAAUUUUUUACAUCUAUGCCUGUCUAUGCAAUAAUUGUUGCCAACUUCUGCAGAAGCUGGACAUUUUACUUACUGCUUAUCAGUCAGCCAGCAUACUUUGAAGAAGUCUUUGGAUUUGAAAUCAGCAAGGUUGGCAUGUUAUCUGCUGUGCCACACUUAGUAAUGACAAUUAUUGUGCCCAUUGGAGGACAGAUUGCAGAUUUUCUAAGAAGCAAGCAAAUUCUUUCUACUACUACAGUAAGAAAGAUCAUGAAUUGUGGUGGUUUUGGCAUGGAAGCAACCCUGCUUCUGGUUGUUGGCUAUUCUCAUACUAGAGGGGUAGCGAUCUCAUUCUUGGUACUUGCAGUGGGAUUCAGCGGAUUUGCUAUUUCUGGUUUCAAUGUUAACCACUUGGAUAUUGCUCCGAGAUAUGCCAGUAUCUUAAUGGGCAUUUCAAAUGGUGUUGGCACGUUGUCAGGAAUGGUUUGCCCCAUCAUUGUUGGUGCAAUGACAAAGAAUAAGUCACGCGAAGAAUGGCAGUAUGUUUUCCUGAUUGCUGCCCUGGUCCACUAUGGUGGAGUUGUAUUUUAUGCAAUAUUUGCCUCAGGAGAGAAGCAACCCUGGGCAGACCCUGAGGAAACAAGUGAAGAAAAGUGUGGAUUUAUCCAUGAAGAUGAGCUUGAUGAAGAAACAGGGGACAUUACUCAAAAUUAUAUAAAUUAUGGUACCACCAAGUCUUAUGGUGCCACAACACAGGCCAAUGGAGGUUGGCCUAAUGGUUGGGAAAAGAAGGAGGAAUUUGUACAAGAAGAAGUACAAGACUCAUACACCUAUAAGGAGCGAGAUGACUAUUCAUAACAAAGCUAAAUGCUGGAUUUAUUUUUAGUGUUUGUGAUUAAAUUAAUUGUGAUUGCACAAAAAUUUAAAAAAAAGUGGUGUACACACGUAAACAUAUCAACCAGGCAAGUCUUGCUGUAAAAAUGAAUCAAAACAAACUCAUGAAGUUACCAUCAAGUGCAAUCUGUAGAAGUUGUGAAAUGCCAUCAUUUCCAUUCAGGCCAUCCAUUUUUGCGUUUGUGAUUUAAAGGUUGACUGGUCAAAAUUGUAGAAGCGAAUAGUUACUCAUUGGAUUCAUGUGAGCUAAAACUCAUCCCCAUUUAAUAAAGCACAACUACGACAGUUGGCACAUCCCAUCCUACAAAGGUUAGGAAGCCAAAGCUACUUGAUCAUGCAAAAUGCACUUAUAUAUUUGUUACCCUGUAUUGCAAGAUAUCCUGCAGAAGUCCUGUUAAGAAACCUGAGGAUGUCACGUUGGCUGGAUCAGGUGGUGGCAAUGUUUA